GUAAUAGUCCUGUUUAACUAAUUUACACUAAAGAAGAAGUUUAAAAACGAGAAUAUGAGUUUGACUGAUGCUGAUGUAGUAGAAGUAGAGUAGUCUAUAUAAGAAAGAAUGAUGAUGAAUAGGAUUCUGCGCGAUGGCGCAAAUUAAGGAACGCCAUUAAAAUUGCCUCAUUACCAUCCAACACUCUCUCACUCUCUCCACUUUCCCUCCCUUUUCUUCCACUUCGAUCAAACAUUCAUACUUCUCCUUUUUGUGGCUUUAAUUGGGGGAAACCUGAUCGCGAAUUCGCGGGGACGAAAAUGCUUACAUGCAUAGCACGUUCGAAGCAAGCGAGCGACGACUCGCCGUCGAUUGAUCACCGGAAUCCGCCAUCUGGAAAGCUCAAUUCCGACUCCGGCGCCGUUCCUACGAAACAUGCCAUUAAAUCCCUCUCUUCUCAGAUCAAGGACAUGGCGCUGAAGGCGUCGGGUGCGUACCGGCAGUGUGCGCCGUGCGCGAACCAGUCGGCGGCGCCGCAUGGGACGACCGGGAGUGGAGGAGAUCAUCAGAUGGACUUAGCGGCGGCGCAGGAGAAGUUCCGGUGGUCGUACAGACGGACGGGGAGCUCGAACUCGAGCUCGACGGCGGGGAGGAGGGAGCUGGAGGCGAGGCUGAAGGGGAUUUCGAGCGGCGAGGGGACGCCGGCGUCGGCGAGCGGCCGCCGGAUAGAUCCGAUCGUCUUUGUUGAGGAGAGUGAGCCCAAGGAGUGGGUAGCUCAGGUGGAGCCCGGCGUCUUAAUUACAUUUCUGUCCUUGCCUCGCGGCGGCAAUGAUCUCAAGCGGAUUCGCUUCAGCCGAGACAUGUUCAACAAAUGGCAAGCACAAAGGUGGUGGGCUGAGAAUUCUGAGAAGGUGCUGGAACUCUACAAUGUGCAGAGGCUAAACCUCCAAGGUUGCCCUCUUCCGACAACUCCAAGAUCCGAGGAUGACACGAGUUCGAAGAUGGAGUCUGUGGAAGACAGCCCUGUGACGCCGCCACUUGGCAGAGAGCCUCUGCCUCGUGCUUUCCAUCGACCAACGGGAAUGAUGAAGGGAUACUCCUCCUCAGAUUCCUUAGACCUUAUCUCUACACAUUCAAGGUCUAACUAUGAUUCCUGCGGUGUUGCCUCAACUCCCAAACUCUCAAGCAUCAGUGCUGCAAAAACAGAAGUGUCGUCAAUGGAUGCCUCCAUGAGGACCAGCUCCUCUCGAGAUGCUGAUCGUUCAGGGGAGAUAUCCAUAAGCAAUGCCAGCGAUUUGGAGACUGAAUGGGUCGAACAGGAUGAGCCCGGUGUCUACAUUACCAUCAGAGCUCUGCCUGAUGGGAGACGGGAACUCAGACGCGUUAGAUUCAGGUUACCUUUUAACAUUCUUCAAUCAUCAUCAUACUUCAUUUUAACCAUAUGCUUACUUGAACUCGGAACUGAUUUCAGCCGCGAGAAAUUCGGGGAGAUACACGCUAGAUUAUGGUGGGAGGAAAAUCGGGCGAGGAUACACAAACAGUACUUGUGAUUGGAUUCAAGAGAGAAGCUUCAUUUUUCUGCCAAACAGAAGAGUGUGGUAGAGCUACUAUGAGAAGCCAAGUUAGUAUGUGUAAGUGAUGCACAACACAAGUCACAAUGUUGUGGCAGCUUCAGAAAGCAUUUCUGCCUUUUUUCAUUUCUUUCUUUCUUUUUCUUCUGUCCUGUUUUUUUAUUAUAUGAAAUUGUGGUAUAUUAUGGGGAUUUUUUUUAUAUAUAUAAUGUAUGAUAUCUUUGGCUCUACA
Messenger RNA from Salvia miltiorrhiza (redroot sage), 1782 nucleotides. RefSeq names its product protein Brevis radix-like 4. NCBI's taxonomy places the organism in Eukaryota, Viridiplantae, Streptophyta, Magnoliopsida, Lamiales, Lamiaceae. The record is from RefSeq and is a predicted model, not a curated record. Bases 300 to 1529 code for a protein of 409 amino acids. The transcript is spliced from 4 exons.